UCGAUUGAGGAGUACAAGCGCGAUAACGGAGUUGUUCGAAUAAUGUGACGUUUCGAGCGUGCCUUGUGACCCUUUGGAUUUGUUUUUUUUUUUCAAGUAAAUUUGUAUCGAUGAUUGUGAAUACGUCGCAGCAAAAAGGUGAACUAUUCGAAUCUGGCAGCAGCAUGCCGCCAAAUUCCGAGGAAACAGUGAGGAUGGGUCGGUUUCCGUUCAUGGACGAAACAAUGAAUAAGGAAAAGCAGCGUCCCCCGAUCUACAACCCCGAAGACUACGCCAUCUUGUUGAAGAAGUGGGGCAAAAAGUCGGCCAACGGCUUGAUUUCUCUGUACAGCAACUCCAGUACGUCUGAAAUGGAAUGUAACAGGUCCCAAGGCUCUUUCAGGGACUACAGGAACCCGAUGCUGACCUCUUCCGGUUCAGAAAUGACCCUGAGGCAGUUUGGCACCGUUUCUGAGCUACUGGCCAAGCUAAAGUCAGACUUAAGGCUGGCCUAUCCCAG
Anoplophora glabripennis (Asian longhorned beetle) is the source of this 499-nucleotide messenger RNA. RefSeq lists its product as uncharacterized. NCBI's taxonomy places the organism in Eukaryota, Metazoa, Arthropoda, Insecta, Coleoptera, Cerambycidae. The transcript is spliced from 3 exons. The annotation marks the transcript as partial. The record is from RefSeq and is a predicted model, not a curated record.